Carlito syrichta (Philippine tarsier) is the source of this 2159-nucleotide messenger RNA. RefSeq names its product RNA polymerase II associated protein 2 (gene RPAP2). NCBI's taxonomy places the organism in Eukaryota, Metazoa, Chordata, Mammalia, Primates, Tarsiidae. Gene Ontology annotation, cellular component: nucleus; cytoplasm. Gene Ontology annotation, molecular function: RNA polymerase II CTD heptapeptide repeat phosphatase activity; RNA polymerase core enzyme binding. The record is from RefSeq and is a predicted model, not a curated record.
GCCCCAUGGCUGAGGGGCCUCCGCCGCGCUCGCCCGGCCGAAAGGUCCAGGCUCCCCACCCCUCUCGAAACGCCGCAGGUACUAAACAAAAAAGUACCUCAAAACAAGAAGAUGCUUCUAAAAGGAAAGCAGAGCUAGAAGCAGCUGUGAGAAAGAAGAUUGAGUUUGAGAGAAAAGCUCUACGUAUUGUUGAACAGCUUUUAGAAGAAAAUAUUACAGAAGAAUUCUUAAUGGAAUGUGGGAAGUUCAUCACGCCUGCUCAUUACAGCGAUGUUGUGGAUGAACGCUCUAUUAUCAAACUCUGUGGUUAUCCUUUAUGUCAGAAGAGACUGGGAAUUGUACCAAAACAGAAAUAUAAAAUCUCUACCAAAACCAAUAAAGUCUAUGAUAUUACUGAAAGAAAGUCUUUCUGCAGCAAUUUUUGUUACCAAGCAUCUAAGUUUUUCGAAGCACAAAUUCCUAAAACUCCAGUAUGGGUUCGAGAAGAAGAAAGGCAUCCUGAUUUUCAUCUGCUAAUGGAAGGACAAAGUGGCCAUUCUGGAGAAGAAGUACAGUUAUGCAGUAAAGCCAUUAAAACAUCAGAUAUUGACAGUCCCAGCCAUUUUGAAAAGCAAUAUGAAUCUAGUUCUUCUAGCACUCAAAGUGAUAGUAGCAGUGAUAGUGAGCAAGACUUCGUUUCCUCCAUUCUACCAGGAAACAGACCAAAUUCAACAAGUAUCAGGCCACAGCUGCACAAAAAAAGCAUGAUGAGAAAGAAAGCUGGUCACAAAGCUAGCUCCAAAUACCAAGACAAAGAACAGAUAGUAGUAGAUCUCACUGAGCAGUUAGGCAAUUGCAGAUUGGAUAGUCAGGAGAAAGCUGCUACAUGUGAACUUCCUGUACAGAAGGUAAAUACUCAGAUUUCUUCAGAUAGUCCUUUGCUUGGAAGAUUAGAACCUUCAGAAAAUUCUGAAAAUAAAUACAGUAGAUCAGAAAUUACUCUAGUAGGCAUAAGUAAGAAAAGUGCUGAGCAUUUUAAGAGAAAAUUUGCCAAAUCAAACCGAGUUUCUAGAUCAAUUUCUAGCUCAGUGCAGGUGUGUCCUGAAGUUGCAAAGACAAGCUUACUUAAAGUUUUAAAGGAGACUUUGAUUGAGUGGAAGACAAAAGAUACUUUGAGGUUUUUGUAUGGCCAAAAUUAUGCUUCUGUGUGUCUGAAACCCUCUUUGGCCUCUCCAAUUAAAGAGCAACUUGAUGAAGAUGACAUAAUCUCUGACCAGGAUAGUCAUUCCCCUGCCUGGAGGGAACCUCAGAGCAGUUUAGAUGAGUCUUUACCCUUUAAGGACUCAGAUACAGCCAUUAAACCAUUGCCAAGCUAUGAGAACUUGAAAAAAGAAACAGAAAGAUUAAAUUUAAGAAUCAAGGAGUUUUAUAAAGGACGAUAUGUUUUGAAUGAAGAAACUGCCAAAUCACAAGACUCAGAAGAGCACGAUCCCACCUUUCCACUGAUAGAUUCAAGUUCCCAGAACCAGAUCAGGAAACGCAUCGUACUUGAAAAAUUGAGUAAAGUAUUGCCUGGACUUUUGGGUCCUCUUCAGAUUACAUUGGGAGAUAUUUAUACACAACUUAAAAAUCUUGUCCGAACUUUCAGGUUAACAAAUAGAAAUAUUAUUCACAAACCUGCGGAGUGGACUUUAAUCGCUGUGGUGGUAUUGUCAUUGCUGACCCCGAUUCUUGGCAUUCAGAAGCAUUCUCAAGAAAAUGUGGUGUUUACACGGUUUAUAGCCACCCUGCUUGAAGAAUUACAUCUAAAAUAUGAAGACCUUGAAAGUUUAACCCUAAUAUUUAGAACCAACUGUUAACCAGAGUGAUAUAGUCCAUGAAGACAGAAUAGAAGAUGAACCCUUAGUCCUCAUUUUUGGAAUUCUAACCACCCUGAUGGUCUGGAGGUGACUGACAACUUGCUUUAUUCCAAGACAGACCUUUGCCUCCUUAGGUUUCAACCCUCCCCCUCCUAGUCCCUCAGUUCCUAACUGCAGAGACUGACUUCCCCAGAUAAAAGAGAACCCUAACUCCAUCAAGGAUAACCAAGUCUCUGCAUCCCUAGCUACAAGAUACAGUAUUUUUAUUUGAAAAUGAAAGUUGAAGUAUUAAGUUGAAACUUGAGUGAAUAUUCAAGAAAA